CGUGGAUUUGUCACAUGGAAGCAAGGGAAUUUGGGAUCAUCACAGAUUAGCAUGUUUUGCAAUUAUUGUUAUUUAUUGGUAUCAAGGGAAACAAGAAUAUGGAAUGCCGUUUUUAUUCAUGCAAGGACAAAAGUAUCUAUAUUAUUCUGAAAGAUAGGGAAACAACUGUUCUUGGUAGAGGUCCGCUAACGAAAAUAAACGACGUAAAAUGCUCUCGGGAACAUGUUGAGGUAACUGCUGAUUAUCAAUCAAAAGAGAUUGAACUGAAACAGUUAGGGAGAAAUCAUAGUGCAGUUGGAUCAACACUUCUUAAGAGAGGAGAGAGGAAUUUUCUGGGUCCUGGUGCUGUCUUCUCAUUUCUUGACGGAAAGCACAACUUUCGUGUUCAAUUUAUAGACACCAAUACUCCACUGUUAGAAGAAGGAAAUCUAGAGAAGACUUCUUGUGCAAAUAAAUUUAAAUGUACUUUUCAAAACAUUAGAAGAUCCUUAUCCAAAGAAACGCUUGUAAAAUCUGACAAAAUACCGUCUAUAUCCUUGAAAACAAAAAAGGGAGCAAGUUGUGACGAUCCGGUGCCUGGUUUUCACGCUGUGAUGGACUCAAACAAAGAAGAAAAUCUCUUGCCAGCAUCAGGCUGUCAAAAGAGUGGAGACGCACCACCGUUUGAAUCCCCAUCUGGAAAGAGAAAGCGUAAAAGAAGUGAUGACCCCCAUACGGCUGCUUCUGAAACACCAAAAAAAUUGAGAAAAUCAUUAAGUGGAAAACUACUUUCUUGCGUUUCUGCCGAGGAUGAGACAGAUGUAGACAUGGACAACCUGAAGGCUGAGUUUGGUAAUGAUAUUUUGAAAGAACUUGAAAAGGAAUUGAGUCGAUCGGGUGAUUCACAAGCUAUUUCUAACGCUCAGAAAAUAGAUUCUUCAAGAAACAAACAACAUGACUUGAAUUUUAAAAACAUGAAAACUUCUGAACAAGCAGCGACAGAGGUAAAGGAAAACUCAUGGAAACUUCAAGAAGGACUAAUGGUGUUCUGUGGAAAAGGUGUGAAAGCAAGAGAAAAGGUGGCAUGCUUCGAUCUUGAUGGUACCCUUAUCUGCACAAAAUCAGGAAAGGUUUUUCCAACUGGGCCUGACGAUUGGAAGUUAUUAUUUGCCAACGUGAAGAGCAAAAUCAAGCAACUACAUGAUGCAAGUUAUAAGAUUGUUUUGUUUACAAAUCAGAAAGGCCUUGGAAAAUGGAAGGUAUCUGUAGAUGAGUUCAAGCAAAAAAUUACAAAAAUACAAGAAGCUUUGGAUACUCCAUUGCAGUGCUUUGUGGCAACUGGGGUGGAUAAAUACAGAAAACCAGUGACAGGAAUGUGGCAAGAAUUGUGUAGCAAAUACAAUGACAGUGUAGCGAUCGACAUCCCGCUUUCCUUCUAUGUUGGAGAUGCAGCUGGGAGACCAGCUGGCUGGGUUAAAGGGAAGAAAAAGGACUUUUCUUGUGCGGAUCGUUGUUUUGCUGCGAACAUUGGACUGAACUUUCAUACUCCGGAUGAGUUCUUUCUUAACUGGAACAAAGCCGCUUUCACUUGGCCUCAGUUCAAACCCAGGACUUUGAUGAAAAGUCAACAACUGCUACACCCUGGAAAUUCAAAUGCUGCAUUAGCAAGACAGACGCAAGAGAUUGUCCUCAUGGUUGGAUUUCCUGCAUGUGGCAAAUCGUCUUUUGCCAAGAAAUACUUCGUGUCGAAGGGAUAUUCUCAUAUCAGUCGGGACACACUAGGUACUUGGCAAAAAUGUGUCACAAAUUGCCGUUCUGUGAUUUCCCAGGGGAAGAGUGCUAUUAUUGACAAUACAAAUCCAGACAAAGUCAGCAGAAAAAGAUAUAUCUCUAUUGCUGCUGAGAAAAAAGUUCCAAUAAGAUGUUUCCAGUUUACAACAUCAAUGGAGCAUGCUGUUCACAAUAACAAGUUUCGAGAGCUAACGAACACAGACAAGAAUUAUAAGCAUGUCGGGGCAAUGGUAUUCAACAUGUAUAAGAGCUCCUUCCAAGAACCUGAUGUAAACGAAGGAUUUGAGGAAGUUGUCAAGUCGUAUAUUAGGUCUGUGGUGUUACACAUUGCCGAACUGAACAAGGUAAAAAGGCAAGAAAGACAAGAUGGCUGCCUUGUUGGCUUUGAUGGCAACUGCAACACUUUUAUGUUUGAAUAUUGAAAUGACGUCUGGAAGACCGGGUAAAGCUGUCUUCGAAGGCGACAUGGCUUUCACAACUGAGCAAAUCGAGAUUGUCAAGGAAUCGAUCAAGACAAAAAAGGAUAUCGAGGAGGUGGCUUCAGUAAAAUACGCAGCUACAAACGCGGCUUUUCCGAAGUGGAC
Messenger RNA from Rhopilema esculentum, 2354 nucleotides. NCBI's taxonomy places the organism in Eukaryota, Metazoa, Cnidaria, Scyphozoa, Rhizostomeae, Rhizostomatidae. The record is from RefSeq and is a predicted model, not a curated record.